GGUGGAAGGAAUAAAGCGGCGGCAGAGGCCUGAUGAGACAGCUGACCUGGUUACCAUCACAGCCCGAAGAGCGGAGUUGACAUUUCUGGAUCACUCUCCCUGGAAGCGCCGCUUGCCCGCUCCUCAGAGCAGCAGCAGCCUCCUGGAGCCAGCGCAUGGGGACGUGGGGCCAGCGGGGAAGCCGAAGUCACCAAGCAGGGACGGUUUUCUUUUCCCAUCCCCCCAGCUCCUGACAAACCACAGCUUGACCCAUAUGGUCAAGAGAAACGCUCUCACAGUUCUCUGAUAUUUGAGUAACCACCAGGAGAUCCUAACUCAGUCUAGGGGAAGCCUCCAUCUCACGCUUUGCUAGGAACAGGUGAGCAUACACGCGCGCGCGCACACACACACACACACACACACACACACACACACACACACACACGCACGCCUCCACACCAUGGUGGUUCAGACUGCAGUGGCUCCGAACAGACCUCAGAGACUUUUGCUGAAGAUACCUUAUGGAUCGCUGAGGAGACGCAGCGUGGAGAGGAUGACGGAGGGCCGUCGAUGUCAAGUCCAUCUUCUUGAUGACAGGAAGCUGGAACUCCUAGUACAGCCCAAGCUUCUGGCCAAGGAGCUGCUUGAUCUCGUGGCAUCUCACUUCAACCUGAAGGAAAAGGAGUACUUUGGGAUCGCCUUCACCGAUGAGACGGGCCACUUAAACUGGCUGCAGUUAGACCGGAGAGUUUUGGAGCACGAUUUCCCUAAAAAGUCGGGACCCGUGGUUUUGUACUUCUGUGUCAGGUUCUACAUCGAGAGCAUCUCCUACCUGAAGGACAACGCCACCAUCGAGCUCUUCUUCCUAAAUGCCAAGUCCUGCAUAUAUAAGGAGCUGAUUGACGUGGACAGUGAAGUGGUCUUCGAACUGGCUUCCUAUAUUUUACAGGAGGCAAAGGGAGAUUUUUCUAGCAAUGAGGUGGUAAGGAGUGACCUGAAGAAGCUGCCGGCCCUCCCUACCCAAGCCCUGAAGGAGCACCCCUCCCUGGCCUACUGCGAAGACAGAGUGAUUGAGCACUAUAAGAAGCUGAAUGGCCAGACAAGAGGUCAAGCAAUCGUGAACUACAUGAGCAUUGUGGAGUCCCUCCCGACCUACGGGGUUCACUAUUACGCAGUGAAGGACAAGCAAGGAAUCCCAUGGUGGCUGGGACUGAGCUACAAAGGAAUCUUCCAGUACGACUACCACGACAAAGUGAAGCCCCGAAAGAUAUUCCAAUGGAGACAGUUGGAAAACCUGUAUUUCAGAGAGAAGAAGUUUUCCGUGGAAGUUCAUGACCCACGCAGGGCCUCGGUGACCAGGAGGACAUUUGGGCACAGUGGCAUCGCAGUGCACACGUGGUACGCGUGUCCAGCGUUAAUCAAGUCCAUCUGGGCUAUGGCUAUUAGCCAACACCAGUUCUAUCUGGACAGAAAGCAGAGCAAGUCCAAGAUCCAUGCAGCCCGGAGUCUGAGUGAGAUUGCCAUCGACCUGACCGAAACAGGGACACUGAAGACCUCCAAGCUGGCCAACAUGGGGAGCAAGGGCAAGAUCAUCAGUGGCAGCAGUGGCAGCCUGCUGUCCUCAGGUUCUCAGGAGUCAGACAGCUCUCAAUCGGCCAAGAAGGACAUGCUGGCUGCCUUGAAGUCCCGGCAGGAAGCACUGGAGGAGACUCUGCGCCAGAGGCUAGAGGAGCUGAAGCGGCUCUGUCUGCGAGAGGCGGAGCUCACCGGCAAGCUCCCUGUGGAAUACCCACUGGACCCAGGGGAGGAGCCGCCCAUCGUGCGGAGAAGAAUAGGCACUGCCUUCAAGCUGGAUGAACAGAAGCUCCUGCCCAAAGGAGAGGAAGCUGAGCUGGAACGCCUGGAGCGGGAAUUUGCCAUCCAGUCCCAGAUCACAGAGGCUGCCCGCCGCCUGGCCAGUGACCCCAAUGUCAGCAAAAAACUGAAGAAGCAAAGGAAAACCUCAUAUCUGAAUGCACUGAAGAAGCUGCAGGAGAUUGAAAAUGCAAUCAAUGAGAACCGCAUCAAGUCUGGGAAGAAGCCCACCCAGAGGGCCUCGCUGGUCAUAGACGAUGGAAAUAUCGCCAGUGAAGACAGCUCUCUCUCCGAUGCCCUUGUUCUCGAAGAUGAAGACUCUCAGGUCACCAGCACAAUAUCCCCCUUACAGUCUCCUCACAAGGGACUCCCCCCACGGCCACCCUCGCACCACAGGCCCCCGCCGCCUCAGUCCCUGGAGGGCCUGCGGCAGAUGCACUGCCACCGCGGCGACUAUGACAAGUCACCCAUCAAACCCAAGAUGUGGAGCGAGUCCUCUCUGGAUGAGCCCUAUGAGAAGGUCAAGAAACGCUCCUCCCACGGCCACGCCAGCAACCACAAGCGCUUCCCCAGCACUGGAAGCUGCGCGGAAGCGGGCGGUGGGAGCGGCUCGCUGCAGAACAGCCCCAUCCGCGGCCUGCCGCCCUGGACCGCGCAGUCCAGCAUGCCGUCCACGCCAGACCUGCGCGUCAGGAGUCCCCACUAUGUCCAUUCCGCGAGGUCGGUGGACAUCAGCCCCACGCGACUGCACAGCCUCGCACUGCACUUUAGGCACCGGAGCUCCAGCCUGGAGUCCCAGGGCAAGCUCCUGGGCUCGGAGAAUGACACUGGGAGCCCCGACUUCUACACCCCGCGGACUCGUAGCAGCAACGGCUCGGACCCCAUGGACGACUGCUCGUCGUGCACCAGCCACUCGAGCUCGGAGCACUACUACCCCGCGCAGAUGAACGCCAACUACUCGACGCUGGCGGAGGACUCGCCAUCCAAGGCGCGGCAGCGGCGGCGGCAGCGGCAGCGGGCGGCCGGCGCGCUGGGCUCCGCGCCCUCGGGCAGCAUGCCCAACCUGGCGGCGCGCGGAGCGGGCGCGGGCGCAGGCGCGGGCUCGGGUGGCGUCUACCUGCACAGUCAGAGCCAGCCCAGCUCGCAGUACCGCAUCAAGGAGUACCCGCUGUACAUCGAGGGCGGUGCCACGCCCGUGGUGGUGCGCAGCCUGGAGAGCGAUCAGGAGGGCCACUACAGCGUCAAGGCGCAGUUCAAGACGUCCAACUCCUACACGGCCGGCGGGCUGUUCAAGGAGAGCUGGCGCGGCCCAGCCGACGAGGCCGACGCGGGCCGACUGACGCCGUCGCGCUCGCAGAUCCUGCGGACUCCAUCGCUGGGCCGCGAGGGCGCGCACGACCGGGGCCGCGCGGCGGUGUCGGACGAGCUGCGCCAGUGGUACCAGCGCUCCAGCGCGUCGCAGCGCGAGCACAGCCGCCUGUCGCACGCCAGCUCCGCGUCCUCGGACAGCGGCUCGCAGCACAGCACCUCCUCCCAGAGCACCUUCGUGGCGCACAGCAGGGUCACCAGGAUGCCCCAGAUGUGCAAGGCCACGUCAGCUGCCUUACCUCAAAGCCAGAGAAGCUCAACGCCGUCGAGUGACAUUGGAGCCACCCCCCCAAGCAGUCCCCACCACACCCUAGCCUGGCAGACUGGAGAAGCGACAGAAAACUCACCCAUCGUGGAUGGGUCUGAGUCUUCAACUCACCAAAGUACUGAUGCAUAGAGGAGCUACAAUGAUAGCUGCUUCCUGGAUUCCUCCCUCUAUCCAGAACUAGCGGACGUCCAGUGGUACGGGCAGGAAAAAGCCAAGCCCGGGACCCUCGUGUGAGCCAGCCGGGCCAGUCUGACCGCGACGCCAUUCUGAGUCACCUCACUGCCUCUCAUUUGCCUUACCCAGACGCACUGUCACCUGCACCAGCUUCGGCCCUCAGCACUUUCUUUCUCCUCGUUUCCACAUCCCCUUCACCCUCAAAACCUGACUGAGGAGACAUUCUGGAAGGUUCCGGUUCCACUGUGUGUGUCCCUUGGCUCUCUCAUCCACAGAGGGCCAGACAGCAAUCCUCAAUGGCAUGUUGGUGGCUUCCCCUAACCCAGGAGCUGUCCGGGAAGCCAGCUGGCAUGACAUUCCUGCAGACUAGUAGCACAGGCAGAGAACGGGAAGGAAGGCCAACCUGUCCCACCGGCCAACCAAGGGCUUCGAGAAGAGAAUGCCUCUUGGGGACAUUCAGUGUCCCCACCCCAGAAUAUCCCUAAGCAAGCCAGCUUGGGGGCGUGGGAAGGUGAGAAAGGGAGCUUCACACUUCAGAGCUGCAUCAUGGGCAUCACAAUCAGUUCUAUGCUGCCAAAGGUUAAACAAACAAAAGAAGAUGCCAAGAGGACUUUCUUCCUGCAAGAAAUGUCUUUGACGUUCAAAACUACUCUACACAAACGCAAGUAGGAAGUCCACCUCUGUAAGUCCGUCUUCUCAUGAUGAAGCUCCCUGGCAGUCCACUCCCCAGCUUCGAGAGCUUUGGAAAGUAGCCCUUGAGGACAGCGCAGGAGGAAGCAGGCUGGCCUUGCACACUCAGUACACCUGCCUGCCUGGACACAAAGGAAGAGAGACCCUGGGGCGGGGCCCCGUGCAGCGGGCUCAGCCCACAGCUGAGACCCUUUGGGGAACCAUAGUAAACACAAGGGGAUAAUUGCCAAAAGUGGUCUCUCAUUAAAACAACCAGUAAAAGCGUAACCUAUGUUUUUGCACAAGGCAUUUCAUUUUCUUCUGUUUUCUGGGAAACCAAGGGAAAAAGCACAUUGCAGUCCAUACAAGUGUUUAACUGUUGUGGCUCAUUUUAUGUUUGUUAGCACUUGUGUGACCAAGAGCUCAGAUGCAGCUUCUCCUGUGUGCCAUUUACUCAAGGAACCCAACUGUGCCCUUAGGUAGGAAGAUCUCACGCGUUACUAGCCUGCAGGCAGAGCAGGGUUGGAAAGAAAAAUCAGCCUGGAAAGCCCCGUAUCCCUACAGCAGUGUCAGCCAGCGGGUCCAGCACCUGGUCUGUGGGUACGAGAAGAGGACAAAAGGAAGCAAAUGUGGGGAGCUGCGUGUUUACCUGUGUUUUGAGCUACGCUUAAUACACAACCAGAAAGCCAUCAACCUUCAAAGGCCUCAAAAGUACUUUUCUAAUAACUAACAAAGGCACAGUCUGAGUCAGGUCACUCUAGAUGGCACAGAGAGGUCUCCACAGAAGUGGCAUGUGGUGCUUUUCAUCUGUGUUGGGGGGAGGGUCCUCCAUUGCUACGACUUCCUGUUGAAAGGCAUUUGACAGCCAGGGACAGGAGCCUGGGUGGGAAAAGCAGAACUGAAGUUAGCUGUGGUGUCAAAAGGAAAACCGGUAUUUCUUAUGCGUGGGUAGUCCAAGAAUUACAAUAGACUCCACCGAACCAGGAAGGUUAGAAUGGUCACCACAGCCAACUCACUGACCCUGCUGCUCCCUCCUGUGUGGCUCGAAAAGCACUGGAAGUUGAGCGGAAGCCCUCACAGCAGGCACGGGCCCUCACAAGGUGAAGGGUGGGAACCAGGCACCACCCCGCCGCCCCACUUCUCUGCAGCUUCUCUGCAGCAGUCAGGGCUGCAGGUACAACAGCGGGGCUGGGUAUUCCAGUGCACAGAAAAACUGCAGGGUAAACGGAUGAUGGCUGUGCUGUUGCUAAAUGAAUCUGGGCCUGACUUACCGGAGGGGAUGUUGCUUUUAUGUUAACAGAGCUGUAAAGAGCAGAUUUGUUUUGCGGGUGUCCUUGGAGGGGGUGGGUUCUCCUUCCCUAUUUGGAAACACAUAAUACAUUGGAUCAUUUUCCUUUCCCCGAAGGCAGAUACGUGAAUAAUCAGGAAAAAUGCAACAGCAAAAGUCAAAAGCGAAAUGGAGAGGUGAGCAGCUUCCAAGCUAUACCACAUGUACAGGGACUGGAAAUGGUGUGCAGUAAAUCAGAUCAAGCUUUUAGCCCAGUUCACACACCAGGAUGAGAGACAGGAAUUCCCCCAAAAACUCUGGAUCACAUUUUAGCUUUGAGGGGCAGACAGGAAUGGAGUGGGAGCAGGAAUUGCAGUUCCAGCAAACAUCGUGGAUAGUCUGGUAGUCAGGACGGAGAUUGAGUAAAACAGGUUUUACUGUUUAGCGGUGUUCGGUUAAUAGAAGAUGUACAUAAGGGUUAGUCCCUGGAGACUAACAGGGUCCCUGAGGAUCGGUGUGAUGGGAAGCCUAUAGCUAUGUAUACAAGCACUUGGAAACUCUUUAUAUAGCCCUAUUCUUUAAAAUGAACUGAGAUGGAAUACGAAGCCCCUGGUCUGACCUGAAGCCCCUACUGAAUUCUUCGGAUCCCUAUGAGAAGUUGCCUGUUUCACUGCGAAGUUUGGUGAAGAUGCGUACAGCAGACUGUGUCGUGAGCCAGACUGUUGCGUUUUUCAUUUUGUUAUAUGCAGGUGAGUGUUGGAACUGUUAAAAUCCCAAACCGUUCUCAUUCAGUAUUAGUUUAGUUCUAAAUAUAGCAGACCCUACCCAGGUGCUAUCAGAUGACCAAUUACUGCUUAGUUAACUAGGUGUAAAGUUUUACAUAUCCAUUAAUGUCAAUAGUUUAUUACAGUUGUGUAAAAUGGACUCUAAUAAUGGGGAAAGAUUAGGUUGCUCCCGAAACUGACUGUAGAGCAUGUAAAACGAUUUUACUGGGUUCUGUUCCACUGUCAUCAAUGAAAAAAGAUGUAUGUUGUAGACAAAUUUGCAGAAUUAAAAAGAAAUCUGCUUUUAAUUUAUUCUUUUUGUAUUAAGAAUUUGUAUAGUACCUUUACAUUUUGCAAAACAGUGUUGUCAACACUUAUUAAAGCAUUUUCAAAAUGAAAAGA
Messenger RNA from Cavia porcellus (domestic guinea pig), 6745 nucleotides. RefSeq names its product FERM domain containing 4A (gene Frmd4a). Gene Ontology annotation, biological process: establishment of epithelial cell polarity. Lineage: Eukaryota; Metazoa; Chordata; Mammalia; Rodentia; Caviidae. The coding region runs from base 440 to 3598 and encodes 1052 amino acids. Gene Ontology annotation, cellular component: bicellular tight junction; cytoskeleton; adherens junction. The transcript has 24 exons. The record is from RefSeq and is a predicted model, not a curated record.